Molecule: messenger RNA, 441 nt
Organism: Protopolystoma xenopodis
Lineage: Eukaryota; Metazoa; Platyhelminthes; Monogenea; Polystomatidea; Polystomatidae
Source: the annotation of a GenBank genome assembly
AUGUUUACGCCAUAUUCGAGGAUGUCAAAAACGGUGAUUCUCUUUGCCACGCUUCUUCUUCUCCUUGGUCUUCAGGCCCACAACUCAUUUAUCCUCUUUCCCAUUCUCUUGGACUCUGUCUCUGGCUUCACUUGGAAGCACUAGCAGGGCCGCAUAGAUGGGGCAAUCUGUGACUUUACAGAGGAGGACAAGCUUUCCUACCUGCGCAAUGCCCAUACUCGUGGAAUCCGAAAUAUUGAAAUGGAGUCGCUCUGCUUUGCUGCAAUGUGCCUUCGCCUAGGUGUUCGAGCCGCCAUGAUCUCUGUAACUUUGGCUGAUCGCCUGCAGACGGAUCAAAUUCUGGCCGAACCAGAUAUCGUCAAUGACUGGCAUACGCGCCCAAUCAACCUACUCACUACCUAUCUCUGCCAUAAGCUUGGAGGCAUAGUUGGCGAGACUUAG